GCGCCGUAAACGCUUAGUGUUCUGGGGGCGAUGAAGUUGCUAAGAUCGUCUAGGAGAUGACUUCAUGUUUUCACCAGUAAGAAGAAGAUUGCGAGGACGAAAUGUGUUCUACUAAGAAUAAACUGAAGCCUAACCCAAUACAAAAGGCCAAUUUAAUCUCAAAAUUGUUCCUUUGGUGGAUGAAGUCUCUGCUGUGGAAAGGUCACAAUAGAGACUUGGAGCAGAAUGACUUGUACGAUGUCCUCGGCGGAGACAGUUCCUCUGGCCUCGGCGAUCUGUUGGAAAGCCACUGGAUGAAUGAAGUAGAGAUUUCAAAAGCUAAAGGGAAGAAACCAAGUCUCCUGAAAGCAAUUGCCAGAGCUUUCGGCCCGCAGUUCGUGUUCAGUGGCGUACUGAAUCUCAUAUUCUGCGUCGUAACCAAAGUAGCGCAGCCGCUGCUGCUGCAGAAAGUCGUGGAGUUCUUCGUGGUCGGCAGCUCCAUGGCUCGGCGGGACGCCCUGCUCUAUGGCGGAGGCAUGGUGGCGGCGGGCGUCGUGGCGCAGCUGCUAGAGCACCACGCCAACAUGAGCGCCAGCUUCGUGGGCAUGAGGGUGCGGGUCGCCUGCUGCUCGCUCAUGUACAGAAAGGUCAUGAAACUGGACAAGAGCUCGUCGCAACAGACGACCACGGGUCAUCUGGUGAACCUCAUGUCGAACGACGUCAAUCGCUUCGACAUGGCCAUGCCGUUCCUCCACUUCAUAUGGAUCGCGCCUUUGCAGGUCAUCGUGGUGACGUACUUCCUGUGGCGCUCCCUCGGCGUCUCUGCGUUUGUAGGAAUUGCGUUUAUUCUUCUCCAGACGGUGCCUGUGCAGAGUUACAUAAGCAAGCUGAUUGCCGAUCUAAGGGAGAAGAUUGCUGUGAGAACUGAUGAACGCAUCAGACUAAUGAACGAGAUCAUUUCAGGUGUUCAAGUGAUCAAGAUGUAUGCGUGGGAGAAACCAUUUGGGCAUCUGGUGACCAUUUCUAGAAAGAUGGAGAUGAAAUUUGUGACUAAAUCAUCUUAUCUUCGAGCAGUUAAUUUGGCGUUUAUGACCUUCACUGAGAGAACAGCUCUAUUCUGCACCAUUCUGACGUACUACUUGUUCGGAAAUGUUAUCACUUCAGAUCAGAUAUUUUCGCUGGGGCAGUUUCUAAAUGUUUUGAACUUAACAUUGGCUAUUUUCUACCCAAUGGCUUUGUCAUUGGGAGCCGAAGCAAGAGUGUCUGUGACCAGAAUACAAGAAUUUCUGCUACAUGAAGAAAUUAGUGAGAAAUUGCAAGAAAGUCAAAGCACAAACUUGAUUAAGGAGAAAACAACACAACUUGGAGUGACCAUAAUUAACGGAAGUGCGAAAUGGAAAACGACACUGGAGUACGACACCCUUCAUAAUAUAUUCUUAAAUGUGAAACCAGGAAAACUGUGUGCUAUUAUUGGCCCUGUGGGAUCUGGAAAGAGCUCGCUGCUGCUCUCGAUCCUGGGCGAGCUGCCCCUGCUCAGAGGGAGUGUCGCGGCAGACGACUCGCUCUCGUACGCCUCUCAGCAGCCCUGGCUGUUCGUGGGCUCCGUCAGGCAGAACAUCCUGUUCGGGGAGGCCUUCGACAAGAGGAGGUACGAGCAGGUGGUGCGAGCGUGCGCGCUGCUGAGGGACUUGGAGCUGCUGCCUCACGGCGACAAGACCAUCGUCGGCGAGCGAGGGGUGUCGCUGAGCGGCGGCCAGAGGGCGAGGAUCAACUUGGCGAGGGCGGUGUACAGGAGCGCUGAUCUGUACCUGCUGGACGACCCGCUGUCCGCCGUGGACACACACGUGGGCAAGCACCUGUUCGACCAGUGCAUCAGGACCUACCUGAGGGGCAAGACUGUCGUGCUGGUGACCCACCAGCUGCAGUACCUCAAGGACGCCGACAUGAUCGUCAUCCUCAAAGAUGGAAAGAUAGAGAACCAAGGUACAUACUAUGAGAUGCUUAAUAGUGGACUUAACUUCGCCAAACUACUGCCCACAGAAAAUCAAAAAUCUGUCCAAGAAGUAAAUGAAAAUGAACGAAACAAAUCUCUUGUUCUAAGCCAGGCAUACUUCAGAAAAAGAGCAGCAUCUUUAUCUAUUAUGUCUACGACGAGCAGUUAUCUCACAGCAGAUGGGUUCGUAGACCCUGAGAUGGAGGAGGAAUCACAGACAAUUGGUUCUAUAAAGUGGGAAACAUACCUGAACUAUGCAAGGGCAGGAGGAAACACGUGUUUCCUCUUGCUAGUGACAUUCGUGGUGCUCGUCUCUCAGGUCGUCAUCAGCGGUGUGGACUUCUGGGCCAGUGUCUGGACAUCAAUGGAAGAAGAGAGAUUGAUAUUCCAGUAUGACUUUGAAAGAAACGCCACUGAUUCUUUUUUAGACUUUCUGUCCCCUUAUUACUCACUCACCACAUCUGAAUCGCUGGAAAUAUACGGUGUUUUAACGCUACUGUGUCUCAUCACUGUGGUGAUGAGGUGCAUGCUGAUGUUCCAUGUGUGCAUGCGAUCGUCAGUCAAGUUGCACAACACCAUGUUCGUCAACAUACUCAGGGCGAAGAUGAGGUUCUUCGACACCAAUCCUUCUGGCAGGAUUCUCAACCGGUUUUCAAAGGACAUAGGAGCGAUCGACGAACUGCUGCCGACUGCGCUUUUGGAUGUUGUGGAGAUAUUCCUGCUGAUGGUUGGAAUACUUGCUAUGAUUCUGACUGCCAACUACAUAAUGAUUGUGCCAAUGGUCAUAACCCUCUCAUUGUUUGUAGCAAUGAGGAUGGUCUACAUAUCUUCAGCAAGAAGUUUAAAAAGACUAGAGGGAAUUACCCGUAGUCCGGUUUUUUCGCAACUUUCAUCCUCCAUAAACGGCUUAUCAACAAUACGGGCGUGCCGAGCCCAGGAUAUGGUCUGCACGGAGUUCGACAAAUACCAGGACGGACACACGUCCGCCUGGUACCUGUUCGUCGCGUGUAACACCGCCUUCGGCUUGUGGCUGGACAACGCCAGCAACUUGUUCAUCGCCGCCAUCACCUUCACGUUCCUGCUGUCGCCCGCGGGCACGUUCGGCGCGGCGGUGGGGCUGGCGCUGUCGCAGGCCCUCAUGCUCACGGGCAUGGUGCAGUACGGGGUGCGGCAGUCCACCCAGCUGGUGAGCCAGUUCACCUCCGUGGAGCGGGUGCUCGAGUACACGCGGCUGGAGCAGGAGCCCGCGCUUGAGUCGCCGCCCGAUAAGAAACCGUCACCUACAUGGCCGGAAGAAGGAAGGAUAAUUUUCAAUAAUUUGUCACUUAAAUAUGAUGAAACAGAUCGUCCUGUCCUCAAAGAUCUAAACUUCACCAUUCUUCCUAAGCAAAAGGUGGGAAUAGUUGGCCGCACGGGAGCCGGCAAGUCGUCUCUCAUCUCGGCCCUGUACCGCCUCGCCGACCUGGAGGGCACCAUCACCAUCGACGACGUGGACAUACAGGCGAUCGGUCUGCACGACCUGAGGCGACGCAUCUCCAUCAUCCCUCAGGAGCCGGUGCUGUUCUCAGCGUCUCUGCGGGAUAAUCUGGACCCCUUCCAAGAGUUCGGCGACGACCAACUGUACAGCGCACUGGAGGAGGUUGAGCUGAAGGAUUCAGUUGGUUCUCUGGACUUCCAAAUAAGCGAAGGAGGAGCUAACUUCAGUGUCGGCCAGAGGCAGCUCGUGUGCUUGGCUCGCGCCAUUCUCAGGAACAACAAUAUACUGGUUCUGGAUGAAGCUACUGCGAAUGUCGAUCCACAGACUGACGCACUCAUCCAGAGGACGAUAAGGCACAGGUUCAGGGACUGCACGGUGCUCACCAUCGCCCAUAGACUCAACACCAUCAUGGACUCUGAUGCUGUGCUCGUGAUGGAUGCAGGCAUGAUCAUGGAACUUGGCCACCCCUAUGUCCUGCUACAGAAUGACAAUGGCUACUUCUUCAAGAUGGUUGCGGAAACAGGUCCUGCAAUGAAUCUGCAGUUGCACCAAACUGCAGCGCAGGCAUACAAAUCCGCUUCCGAAGAAACGUCUCGUGCAGAAGAUAAACAGACAACGGAAUUAUAGGAUUCGUUACUCAACUUAACAUGCUGUAGUAGUUAUUUUGUACACGAAUAACAACAAUAAUUACUGAUAACGAGUUAAUUUAAUUUCAGCGAUAUAAUGCAUACAGUUUUGCUUACAAACAAAUAAGAAGUUAAACAAUCUAUACUAAUAUUAUAAAGCUGAAGAGUUUGUUUGAACGCGCUAAUCUCAGGAACCACUGGUCCGAUUAUAAAAAUUCUUUCAGUGUUGGAUAGUACAUUUAUCGAGGAAGGCUAUAGACUAUAUUAUAUUAUCACUAACAUUAGGGAUCCUUACUAAAAGUCCAAUUUAGAAUCAAAUGCGUUGGACGGGGUUAGAUACAACAUGCAGUACACGUACGAAGUGUGUGUUGACAAUGCCGCAGGCGCUAGAAGUUUAUUUCCUACUGCCUAUUAACAUUGUUGCCACGCACUAGAUGCCUUAUCAUUCUAUAUUUUCCUAUACAAGUAAAAAACACCCGUAUGAUAUUAACAACGAAGCAACCAGUCCCCUUAUAAGAGUUCAAAUAGUAUUUAAAUACUUUUUAUCACUUUAAAUCGCAAACCUAAACUAUUCCUUUUUUUUCCUCUCUCUGUGUUUAAUUUGUUUUUUAUUGCCCUUUUUUUUCAAGUAUAUAUAUUUUACAGACUUGAAACUUCACAGUAAUGUUCCUUAUGUUACGCAGGAUGACAUUUUCCGAAAAUUGGAUCCCAUGGGUGGUUAAAACCAGGCAACAGUGGGUACUUGUCUGCAUGAGAACAGGAUUUUGCAUUGUUCAUGCCUUCUGCGUCUCCAUGGCAACGGGCAUCGCGCGGCAGUGGCGUACCCACAAGGAGGGGCAUGUAUAAUGAGCGGCGCAAGAGUGAUCUGCCUGUAGACUGCCGUAGCGAAGUACGGGUACAUCAGUUGUACGUUGCGUGCACGAGUCGGGAAACCAUCGGUGCUAUUCAUUUUCUCUCCGGUACAUUAUAAAGCAUUGUAAUAAAUUUUCACUGAUUUUUUUUUAUAUUUACCAUUACUGUAAAUGGGAGAUGUGGCUUAAUUUUUUUCCAUUAGUAUAGCCGUGCGAAACCGGGUCGGGCAGCUAGUCAAUACUAAAACUCUCCUUAAAAAAAAUCUUUCAAACAGCCACCACGUUAAUUUGAUAACUGGUUAUGAUAAUUCAUGCCAGUUUUUCGACACAGGUUUGUAAUUGAUUGGUGCCGUUGCAGAUAAUUGCGUUUUUAAAAUAUAUUUUUCAGUCCAGAAACAGAAUAAUUUAGAUUAAGAAUUAGUUGAGACCAAUUUUGAGCUGAUUAUUGCUGAAAAAUCCAAUAUAAUUGGCAAAUAACUGGCAUCUUGCCUGCGACCAACAUUUUUGCGCUCGAAAUAUUUUUCAAAAAUAAUUACAUUAGGUUUAUUUCAGAAGUGAAGAGGUCAACAAGAAUGCUCUGCAGGAUUAUGGCCGUGAAAUGCUGUCUGGAAGGCGCGCGCCAUAGCCCGAGGGGGAAUACAGGUUUGAUAUGGAGCUCUGGUUUACGGAAAUAGUUACCCUAAUGAUAAAAUCGAGCUGGUGCAACAGGAAGUGUUCCUCGGGGUAGAGCGAGUUUGGUAGAGUGGUCUUAUGUCCUUGUUUUCAAUUAGCAUUGCCCUUGCAAUCAUGCGUAAAUACUUCCUGACACAGGCUACAACACAUUGGCUUACGCACGUCCGUAUUACGCCUUGUUACAAGAGCCAAUAUUUUCUAUCAUGUUAUUAUGUCCCCGCUGAACGUAAUUAGGAUAAUGAUGAGGAUUAGCUUACAAAAAGACCUAGCUGAUCAACUUAAGAUCUUACCAGAAAUGGUCACAUAAUAGCUUUAUUUAACUUUGCCACGUAGUUUGGAUGUCUGGGAAGUUAGUGAUGAUAGCAAUUAAUGAGACUUCGCGGUCAGUCCUAACCUGUAUCAUGACUCAGUGUAUAGUCAGUUUAUAAGCUACGAGUCUGUAAACAAGUUGUUCGACCUCAACCCUCUCUGUCGAUAAUACUGUUACGAACGUAACAGACCAGACGGCGAUGCCAGAUUCGGAGCUGGCUGGCGGCCCCGCACAGCCACUGACGUCACGCGCCAUCCACUGACGUAAGACAUGCUACGCGUGCCUGGCCGGACUACAAGGGUCUUCGCUUCCCCCCUUUCUCCUCUGCUCAACCCGCAUCGUCCUGCCUCGGCGCCGUUAUCCGUCACUGGGCAGCCUGGGGCAUUCUGCGGGCCGCCGCAGCGAAUAGACUCUGCUUUCCUCGACGCUUCGGGCGUCGGGUAGGUGCAGGAUGACGUGACUGGCCCCAACUGCGCUCGUCGGUUCUGGAAAGGGCGCCUCACACCAUUUAACACACGACGCCGAGCGAGUCCCGAGCGGAUCACAAGCGAAGGGAAGUGCGACGGCGACGGCGGAGUGCGGCGACGGAGGUCCACGAGGAGUGCUGCGGCGAGAGUUGCGUGAGAAGUGCGGCCCAGCAAGGUGUGCAGUGUGUGAGGACUUCAGUCACUGAGUGACUUGGGAAAAAACAUUUCUAAUUGCGAGAAACUGGUGAUUAGGCAUUUAUGAGUAAGAUUAUUUAUUAUUUCUGUAAAUAUUAGUAAUCAAUAAAAAUGUGUAAUAAAAACCUAA
Messenger RNA from Bacillus rossius redtenbacheri, 6700 nucleotides. RefSeq names its product ATP-binding cassette sub-family C member 4-like. Gene Ontology annotation, cellular component: membrane. The transcript is spliced from 25 exons. Gene Ontology annotation, molecular function: ATP binding; ABC-type transporter activity; ATP hydrolysis activity. Gene Ontology annotation, biological process: transmembrane transport. Lineage: Eukaryota; Metazoa; Arthropoda; Insecta; Phasmatodea; Bacillidae. The coding region runs from base 102 to 4076 and encodes 1324 amino acids. The record is from RefSeq and is a predicted model, not a curated record.